Megalops cyprinoides (Indo-Pacific tarpon) is the source of this 696-nucleotide messenger RNA. It is a transcript of the gene pvalb4, whose product is annotated as parvalbumin 4. Bases 99 to 428 code for a protein of 109 amino acids. The transcript is spliced from 5 exons. Gene Ontology annotation, molecular function: calcium ion binding. Gene Ontology annotation, cellular component: cytoplasm; nucleus. The record is from RefSeq and is a predicted model, not a curated record. Lineage: Eukaryota; Metazoa; Chordata; Actinopteri; Elopiformes; Megalopidae.
AAAGUAUAUAAGGUUGAAGGUUCGGACUGAGAGACCACUGCAGUUGCUUGACUCAUUCUUCUGAACCCACUUUAGCCCCAAACAACAACCGAGCUAAAAUGGCAUUCGCCGGUGUUCUGAAUGAUGCAGACAUCACUGCAGCCCUGGAGGCAUGCAAAGCUGCCGACUCUUUCAACCACAAAGCCUUCUUCUCAAAGGUGGGCCUGGCCGGAAAAUCCCCUGAUGACAUCAAGAAGGCUUUCGCCAUCAUUGACCAGGACAAGAGCGGCUUCAUUGAGGAGGACGAGCUGAAACUGUUCCUGCAGAACUUCGCUGCCGGAGCAAGAGCCCUGACCGAUGGGGAGACAAAGACCUUCCUUAAGGCAGGCGACACCGACGGCGACGGCAAAAUCGGAGUUGAUGAGUUCGCUGCCUUGGUGAAGGCAUAAACAGCAACUGACCAACACCUCUUGCUUCGAAAGGAACAACAUUGCCCAAGACCUCCCUUUUCCAUCUGAAUAUAAAUAAUUUUUAUACAUUUGCUUACGACAUGCCUGCAGAAUAUUUCAUACCACGCAGCACACUGUUCAAAGUGAUGAUUGUGAAUGUAGCGCGGUUGUGUUUCAUGUCUUAAAUAUGAAUUUUGCUUACUGUAAAAUCUAUGAUGCACUUUUCGGGAACGGACGAUGAGAAAAGAAUAAAGAUUCUUUUGCAAUA